This is a messenger RNA of Pipistrellus kuhlii (Kuhl's pipistrelle), 945 nucleotides long. RefSeq names its product olfactory receptor 52K1-like. Bases 1 to 945 code for a protein of 314 amino acids. Gene Ontology annotation, molecular function: G protein-coupled receptor activity; olfactory receptor activity. Gene Ontology annotation, biological process: G protein-coupled receptor signaling pathway. The record is from RefSeq and is a predicted model, not a curated record. NCBI's taxonomy places the organism in Eukaryota, Metazoa, Chordata, Mammalia, Chiroptera, Vespertilionidae. The transcript has a single exon. Gene Ontology annotation, cellular component: membrane.
AUGGUACCAGCCAAUGAAUCUCAAACAUCUCCAAACACCUUCUUUCUCAUGGGCAUCCCAGGACUGGAGCACCUGCAUGUCUGGAUCGGGAUUCCCUUCUGCUCCAUGUACAUAGUGGCUGUGGUGGGAAAUGUGACCAUCCUGGCAGUGGUGAGGGCAGAGCGAAGCCUUCAUGAGCCCAUGUUCCUCUUCCUGUGCAUGCUGUCGGUCACUGACCUGGUCCUCUCCACAUCUACACUCCCCCGCAUGCUCUGUCUCUUCUGGCUUGGAGCCCAUGACAUUGCCUUUGAUGCCUGCUUGGCCCAAAUGUUCUUCAUCCACAGCUUUACUGCCAUGGAAUCAGGCUUCUUUUUGGCCAUGGCCAUUGACCGUUAUGUGGCCAUUUGUCAUCCACUGCACCAUAGCACCAUUCUCACCCAUGCUCACAUUGCCAAAAUGGGAGCUUCUGUUGUACUCCGAGGAGCGGUCUUCUUUUCUCCACAUCCCAUCCUGCUCAAACAGCUGCCCUACUGCAGGACUCGAGUCAUUGCCCACACCUACUGUGAGUUCAUGGCUGUGGUGAAGCUGGCGUGUGUGGACACAGGAGCCACCAAACGUUACAGCCUCAGUGUGGCCUCUGUCAUUGGUUCUUGUGAUGGCCUUUUUAUUGUCAUCUCUUAUGUUCUAAUCCUCCGUGCAGUUUUUCAUCUUCCAUCACGGGAAGCAAGUCUUAAAGCACUAGGCACAUGUGGCUCUCAUGUCUGUGUCAUCCUUGUUUUCUACUCCACAGCUGUCUUCACCUUCCUCACUCACCGCUUUGGCCACAAUGUGGCUCCCAGGAUUCACAUCUUUAUUGCCAAUAUGUACCUUCUCGUCCCACCUUUUCUUAAUCCUAUUGUGUACGGUGUUAGGACCAAGAAAAUUCGAGACUAUGUUAUUAGUUUUCUAAAGGUAAAGUUUGCCUGA